This is a messenger RNA of Acanthosepion pharaonis, 1281 nucleotides long. The record is from the annotation of a GenBank genome assembly. NCBI's taxonomy places the organism in Eukaryota, Metazoa, Mollusca, Cephalopoda, Sepiida, Sepiidae.
AUGUACCUCAUUCUGUUUAUAACUGUCUGUCUGUUUAUCUAUCUCAUUCUGUUCAUAUCUAUACAUCCAUCUAUCUAUCUCAUUAUGUCAAUUAUCUAUCUCUAUAUCUAUCCAUCUAUCUAUCAGGUUAGCAAGGCCAUCGAGAAGUAUAUAUAUCUAUCUUUGAACGAGGCGCUCCCUGUCAUUUUUCGUUGUUUUUGUCAUAAUACCUCUUAUCUAUUGAGAGCUGUCUUUCUUUGUUUCUUAUUCUAUUUGUUUACAAUGUCUCUUCAUCUUUUCUUUCUUCUAAUUGUUCUUGUUUUUUUUUCUCUUUCUUCUUAUUCUAUCUGUGAGUUGUUUAUUUUCCUCUCUUUCCCCUUUCACCUACUCUUUCCUCCACUCUCUCUCUCUCUCUCUCUCUCUCUCUCUCUCUCUCUCUCUCUCUCUCUCUCUCUUUUCUUUCUUUCUUCUUCAUUGGCUCUUGAUGGUGGUCUGAUUAUCUCUCUUCACUCUUCCUCUCUACUCCCUCCUAUUCCCAUUCAUUUCCCCCAUCUGUCAUCCUCUUUUCUUUCCGUCUUUUUUCUCCUCAUCACUUCUAUAUUAUUUGGCUCUCUUUUUUGCUCUUUUUUUUUUCUGUCAUUCGUUAAAGUAUCUCCUUUCAUUGUUUUUCUUCGCUUGUUUACUGCUCGAACCAAGCCGUUGAUUUCGAUACCAAGCAAACCUCAUAAAAAUAUACGUCCAUCACUCGUCUUCUCCAAAUUAUUUGUUUUUAAAUUCUAUUCUAUUUCAUUCAAAAUCUAUCUAUCUAUCUAUCUAUCUAUCUAUCUAUCUAUCUAUCUAUCUCAGCCACUUCUUGUUUUUAAAUUCUAUUUCAUUCAAAAUCUAUCUAUCUAUCUAUCUAUCUAUCUAUCUAUCUAUCUAUCUCACUUCUUGUUUUUAAAUUCUAUUUCAUUCAAAAAAUCUAUCUAUCUAUCUAUCUAUCUAUCUAUCUAUCUAUCUAUCUAUCUCAGCCACUUCUUGUUUUUAAAUUCUAUUUCAUUCAAAAUCUAUCUAUCUAUCUAUCUAUCUAUCUAUCUAUCUAUCUCAGCCACUUCUUCCACUUCUUGUUUUUUUUUCUAUUUCAUUUCAUUCAAAUCUAUCUAUCUAUCUAUCUAUCUCUCUCUUGUUUUUAAAUUCUAUUUCUAUCUAUCUAUCUAUCUAUCUAUCUAUCUAUCUAUCUAUCUAUCUAUCUAUUUCAGACACUUCAUAGCUAUCUAUUUCUUUAUCUAUCUAAUUAAAUCUACUCAUUAUAUAUCUAUCUGA